This is a messenger RNA of Triticum urartu, 532 nucleotides long. RefSeq lists its product as uncharacterized. The record is from RefSeq and is a predicted model, not a curated record. NCBI's taxonomy places the organism in Eukaryota, Viridiplantae, Streptophyta, Magnoliopsida, Poales, Poaceae.
UCUUCUCUCGUCCUCUGCCUUUUCUCUCCUCUCUGUUCUCUUGCUUCGAUUCUUCUCUCUUUUCUAGCGUAGGCACAGCAGCGCAGGUACUCGAGCCACGGGCGGGGUGAUGGAGGCCGACGGGAGGAAGGAGGGCGAGACGCCGGCGGCGGCAGCGCAGAGGGGCGCGGCGUGGUUGGGCGUGUCCGUGCAGGAGGGGCUGCAGUACGCCAAGGCCGGCGUGGUCGGCGCGGUGCAGCAGGCGAUGGCGGGGAGCGAGGAGGAGGCGGCGCAGGCGGACCUGCGCGCGGCCAAGGCGCAGGUGGAGGCCACCGACGAGGCCGAGGCCAAGAAGAAGCACCUCGCCGGCUGAUCCAGGUCACCACUCACCACGGCGUGACUGUGCGAGAUUGAUGGGUUGUAUGGAUUUCAUUUGGGUUAGGUUCUUGACUUCUAGCCUUACGACGUGGUUUGUAAUAAAAUGCAUCUGAACUUUGUAACAAAAUACAUCUGAACUUUGUUACACGAUGUCAGGAAGUGUGGUUUGUGACUA